AUGAGACUGUGUUUCGGCCAGUGGUGUAUCCCGUGGCCUGGCCGAAAUAGAACGACCACGAUUACCGGCGUGCCGACGACCGACGCGUUGCCUCUGCCGGAAGACUACGACUACGACAACGACAGCGUAUCGUCGGCAGUAGACGUGUUGUCCGCCGCCGAAGAACCGAUGACGCGAGCGCUGCAGCCGUCCGACUCGUCGUCGUCCGCAGACAUGGCGGCUUCUGUAGAUGCUCAAGAUUUGAAAACCUUACUGGAAGCAAAGGAUACUUUGAUUCGUAACCUGGAAACGUUACUUCAGGCCAGGAACAACGAAAUCCAAGAGCUCCGGUCCCAUUUAGACAUGUUUCAAAGUGUGUUUCCGUUUAGCAACCCAGUGUCACCCACUAGUACGCUGCAUCAUCCUCACCAUGUGGUUGCCGCUCCCGUUCAUCAACAACAAAGCCAAAAUCUCGUUGCUAAAUCUCUUACGUCGCUUCUGGACGGUAUAGCCAGGCCACGUAAACAAAGGGCGCAAGGUAUAUCUGCGGAGCCCCAGAGUCUAAGUACCAUACAAGAACUGAGCCAAAAGAAAUUCCCUACUUAUCCGAAAAACGACAGGUAA
Macrosiphum euphorbiae (potato aphid) is the source of this 603-nucleotide messenger RNA. NCBI's taxonomy places the organism in Eukaryota, Metazoa, Arthropoda, Insecta, Hemiptera, Aphididae. The record is from the annotation of a GenBank genome assembly.